Molecule: messenger RNA, 639 nt
Organism: Ophidiomyces ophidiicola
Lineage: Eukaryota; Fungi; Ascomycota; Eurotiomycetes; Onygenales; Onygenaceae
Gene: RPS11B
Product: 40S ribosomal protein S11-B
Exons: 3
Coding region: 1-639 (212 amino acids)
Biological process (GO): translation
Cellular component (GO): ribosome; cytosolic small ribosomal subunit
Molecular function (GO): structural constituent of ribosome
Source: RefSeq, a predicted model, not a curated record
AUGGCGACAGAGUUGACCGUGCAGUCGGAGCGCGCUUUCCAGAAGCAGCCCCAUAUCUUCCUGAACUCGAAGGUCAAGUCGAAGAGCAAGAAGGUCGGCAAGGGCGGACGGAGAUGGUAUAAGGAUGUCGGUCUCGGAUUCAAGACCCCUAAGACCGCCAUUGAGGGAAGCUACAUCGGUAUGGAGGGAAUAUUUCUUCAUUUUUCAGCAUUUGCGGCUUGUAAUGAGGUGGUUCGGAUGCAUUGUGAAUUACGCCAUCAUGGGAACAUGGUUGAUUUACCAACAUCGCCAACUCGUUACACGCUGGCUGCUACACCAAUAUUUUCCCCCCACAAGAAGUGCCCCUUCACAGGCCUCGUCUCCAUCCGUGGCCGUAUCUUGACCGGCACCGUCGUCUCCACCAAGAUGCACCGUACCCUCAUCAUCCGCCGAGAAUACCUUCACUACAUCCCCAAAUACAACCGAUAUGAGAAGCGACACAAGAACCUCGCUGCCCACGUCUCGCCCGCUUUCCGUGUUGAAGAAGGUGAUCAGGUUACCGUUGGACAGUGCAGACCUCUCAGCAAAACUGUCCGAUUUAACGUCCUCCGUGUUCUUCCCCGCACCGGCAAGGCCGUCAAGUCCUUUAACAAAUUUUAA